AUGAUGCAGUUGGUUUUUAGAUUAUUUGUUGUUCUAUCAUUCUAUGUGCACUGUGCAUAUUUAAACAGAUCUGUAUCAUCACGUUUUCAAUUUACUGAUGAAGCACGAGCAGCUCUAUGUCCAUUUGUCGGUACCGAAGGGAUGCGAUGUUUUGAUGGUAGUCCCAUGAAGCUAUCUAGUAGAAAAUCUGAUUCAAACUAUUUGAAAUUACCACGCGGUGUCGGGAUGACUGUUGAUCGAAGAUCUGGUCAACUUAGGGCACCAGCUGUUAACUUAACGUAUCCACUUGAAGGCUGUCAUACUUAUUGGACUGAUCUCUCUACAGGUGCAAUGUUCGACGUAUUUAACGAAGCGAAAAUUGGCCCAGCCAAUGUGGUAGUAGCAUCUUAUGAUGCAGCCAGUAUUGAAGUUUUUCGAAAUGCUUCACAAUUGAAUGAAGCAUGGCGACGUUCAUUCGCUGAUGGAAAUGUUCGUGGUGGUGAAUUAGCCCGGCCACCUGAUCUAUUAGCGUAUUAUAAUAAUUAUUUUAAACGUGAUGAUGCUCUGGCACUUUCUCAACGUGUAAUUGGACUGUAUACAUUGACACUAAAUGUCUCGACCGUUCAGCUUAAUUCAUUCGCACGUCAGGCAGUUUCUCAAUUAACAGCAGACUCCGAUCCAGAUGUUUAUGAAGAUUUUGUUGAUGUUUGGGGAACCCAUAUUGUUACCAAGUCACUUGUGGGUGGUAUGGUGGAGCAGCGCGCUAUAGUAAAGCGAUGUUUCGAAGCUGGCAACUCUCCCAGAUUCACUCAAUGCAUACCAUUUUCUGAUCGGAACCCAAAUAAUUUUACUUGUGGUUACUAUGCUGCUUUCACACGUGUGAUAUCGACACGUCAUCUUGGGGGUAAUGCAGAAGCUGAAAACGAUAAAGAAUGGAAAAGAACUUUGGCUGUUGCACCUGCUCUUCUUCAGAUUCUUGAAAUGGUUCCUUGGUAUGAUUUUGUUACUGAUACAGCUGUAAAACAAAACUUACGCACAAUCAUUCGGUAUCGACAGAGAAACGUUGAUUCAGUUCAAGCAGAAGCAAUCCGCCAAGUCGACUCGCAUUUGCCUUCAUGUCCUUCAUUCAUUCCAUUACGUGCCAGUUCAAUCGACCUUCACCCGACUGCUCGGUGGCAACAAAAUGGUAUUCUUGUCGCCGGAGGAAAUGGGCAAGGAAGUAUAAACAAUCAACUAUCAAUUCCACACGGUUUGCAUGUUGAUUAUGAUGAAACCGUCUAUAUCGCUGAUCGAUACAAUCACCGUAUUGUAGAAUGGAAAUCGAGUGCGACGAGUGGCCAAGUGGUUGCUGGUGGAAAUGGAGAAGGAAAUAGAGCUAACCAACUGUCUCACCCAUUAGAUGUGAUUAUCGACAAAGAAAGAGAUUGUUUGAUUAUCUGCGAUUAUGGAAACUCAAGAGUGGUUCGAUGGCCCCGUCGGAAUGGGACAAGCGGCGAAACCCUCAUCUCGAACAUCAAUUGUGUGGGUUUGACAAUGGACGAGAAUGGAUCUCUCUAUGUCGUUAACUAUGGUGGACAUGAAGUGAGACGAUAUCGAAGAGGAGAUUUUCAAGGAACAAUUGUUGCAGGUGGAAAUGGAAAUGGAAAUCGGCUCGAUCAACUCUUACACCCCACUUACGUAUUCGUCGAUCGAGAUCAUUCAUUGUAUGUAUCUGAUCAUGAUAAUCAUCGUGUGAUGAAAUGGAUGGAAGGUGCAAAAGAAGGCAUUGUCGUGGCAGGUGGUCAAGGACAAGGAAAUGGUCUUAUACAACUGUUGUAUCCUCAUGGAGUCGUUGUCGAUCAAUUGGGCACUACCUAUGUGGCUGAUUCAUAUAAUCAUCGAAUCAUGCGUUGGCUCAAAGGAGCCACACAUGGAAGUGUCAUUGUUGGUGGGAACGGCCAAGGAGGACAAUCGAACCAGCUCAAUGUGCCCAUAGGUUUAUCAUUCGAUCGGCAUGCAGAAACCUAUACGGCUUAUACUGAAAAUCAAUUUUCACCAUGUGAAUUAUGGAAUAAUUCCGGUUAUUACGAUACAUUACACGUUCAAAUUGAUGAAUCAUCUGUACAAUCGCCAUUGAAUAAACUGGAACGGUGUGCAGUUGUAUGUCUUGAUCAAAACAUAACAGCAUCAUCAAUAGUCCGCCGGUUCCCCCUUGGUGAUAAUACAUUUAAAUGUGGUUCCUUAACAGAUCCACGUAUAUGGGCUUUAUAUCAUUUAAGUGAUUUAUGCUCGGCGGAUUCGAUUUAUAUAAAAGAAUACAAAGAAUGUUUAUCUUCACACAAAGGACAUUCGAAUAUUUGUCCUUCGCCAUUAAAAUAUUAUGCUUACGAUGGAAAGAUAACAUGGAAUGUCUUCCUAAACUACAUUGAAAAGCUCAAAUUAAUCGAACCCCCAGUUUUGAUGGAUUUCGAUGAUGGUGUUACUAUUGAUCCUUCAUGGAAACCAAUUUCCGACGAUGCAGAAAGUGAUUCAACUUUUAUGAAUUCUAUUUAUCAGACGGAUAGAUCUUGUCCGAUGAAUCGGAUUGAUUUAAAUGGAUAUUGUUAUCGAACGUCUAGCGAACGCAAAACAAUUCAAGAAGCAACGGAGAAAUGUAUUAAUGUUGUAAAUACUGACGAUAGUAAAAUUCAUCAAGAAUGGAUGCCAAAUUUUAAUGCAAUGAAGAAUCGUAUGAACGAUUAUCUCAAAGGUGAAAUUGUUCACUUUACAUCAGAAUGGCAAGCUCGUUUUGGCUUUUUUCUUCUCGACGCAAGUUAA
Molecule: messenger RNA, 2775 nt
Organism: Rotaria socialis
Lineage: Eukaryota; Metazoa; Rotifera; Eurotatoria; Philodinida; Philodinidae
Source: the annotation of a GenBank genome assembly